Molecule: messenger RNA, 853 nt
Organism: Carya illinoinensis
Lineage: Eukaryota; Viridiplantae; Streptophyta; Magnoliopsida; Fagales; Juglandaceae
Exons: 1
Coding region: 82-627 (181 amino acids)
Source: RefSeq, a predicted model, not a curated record
AGAUCUAAUCUAGCAACGACGGCAUUCAAAUAUAAAGCAUCCAUAACCAGUAAGCACGGUACUCAGCGUUGAAUCGAAGCCAUGAAAACCCUCAUUUGUUCAUCCCAAACUCCUCUCCACCUUUCAAAUCCUCCUCCAUCGAAGCCCAGAAGCCCAUUCCUCCAUCCCACAACCCUGCUAAACCUAAAACAUCCCAUAAAAAGCACACUCAAACCGCGGGCCAAUGCCGCCAAAGGCUUUACAGGUAAACCUCCUACCCCGCUAAAAGAAACUGCCACUCGUACUGAAAAAUCCAACAAAACCAAUAGCGAUGACGACGAAGAAGUUCCACAAGUAGUGUACUACAGAAUAAUAGCAAGAAUAUUGACGUUUGUUGGGGUGCCUAUGGCCAUUGGUUUAGCGUUGUUGCACAUAUUUGAUGUGAUUAAGGAGCAACAGCUGUGGGAUAUGCCACUAUGGCUCCCUUUCACGACAACGUUUUUAACCUUCGGGGCAUCGACUAUGGGGAUUGCCUAUGGUGCUCUGUCUACAAGUUGGGAUCCAGAGAGGAAAGGUUCAGUUUUUGGGUUUGAAGAAGCUCAAAAGAAUUGGGUUGAGAUUUGGAAGGAGGAGGAUAUGAGAGCCUGAGGAGACGAUCGGCCUAUGGAUCGAUGAUGAAGGUGGGUCCUACGCCUUAUGAAAAUCACAUCGACUGAUUUGAUCUCUUUUCAUCCACCAUGUCUUCGCAAAUCAUCUCAACCAGUUAGUCUUCUUGAAAAGGAAAGUUACUGUUAGUAUUGUUGUAAGAAACAUGUUAAUGGGCUACAAUUUUUUAUCUUUUCUAAACCAGUGAUCGAUUUUGUUCUUUCUUCAA